Hibiscus syriacus is the source of this 1254-nucleotide messenger RNA. RefSeq names its product replication protein A 32 kDa subunit A-like. The coding region runs from base 76 to 1137 and encodes 353 amino acids. The record is from RefSeq and is a predicted model, not a curated record. The transcript has 10 exons. Gene Ontology annotation, biological process: nucleotide-excision repair; double-strand break repair via homologous recombination; DNA replication. Gene Ontology annotation, cellular component: DNA replication factor A complex; chromosome, telomeric region; site of double-strand break. Gene Ontology annotation, molecular function: nucleic acid binding. NCBI's taxonomy places the organism in Eukaryota, Viridiplantae, Streptophyta, Magnoliopsida, Malvales, Malvaceae.
UUCCGUUUUCUUAUACAUUCGUUUUUGUAAUUUCGUUUUCAAGUUUCCACCCUCUCUAUCUCUAGAGUUCCAAAUAUGUUCUCAAGCAGCCAAUUCGACGCAGUCUCCGCCUUCUCUGGCGGUGGAUUUAUGCCUUCCCAAUCUUCUCACUUCGCUAAUUCAACUCCAUCUCAAAGCCAUGACACACAGGGGUUGUUGUCAGUAACGGUAAAGAAGAUAAGUGAAGCUUCUCGAUCUGGUGAUGAGAAGCCCAAUUUCAUAAUUGACGGUGCUCAUGUUAACAAUGUUAAGGUAAUUGGGAUGCUGUUUAACAAAAAUGUAAGGUCCUCAGAUGUUCGUUUCGACCUUGAUGAUGGAACUGGCCGAGUUGAAUGUAUAAGAUGGGUAACUGAAAGUGUUGACACAAGGGAAAUGGAUGCCUUAGAGGAAGGAACUUAUGUCUGUGUCAUUGGACACUUGCAAAGCUUUCAAGGCAAAGUGCAAUUAAACGCCUUCAGUGUGAGGCCCGUGACAAACUUUGAUGAAGUUACUUGCCACUUUAUUGAGUGCAUAUAUUGCCAUGUGCAGAAUUCCAAAGGACAGUUAGAGGGUGGUGCUCUGGCGCAGCCAAAGAUGACAGAUUCAUCAUUGAGCACUCCAGUGCGAGGUGCAUCAAACGUGCACCAGCCAGCUUCGAUGUGUAGACGCUCAUUUUGUCCGAGCUUUAUUCGAGCCGAAGAUUACAUUUAUGACUCAAAUAGGGGCCCGAAUCAGAGCAAACCCAUUUGGUCGGAGCCCAAGACACGACUAACCCACAAGUGUAGGCUCAAGGGUGGAGACAUCACCAAAAUCUUCAACAGUUUAUCCAGCAGAUGCCAGACAAGUCCCAUAACUGUGCAACCGUUUGGAGAUACCUGCAACAAAGCGUCUGUCCAAUAUACUACUGAUGGAUUCAAGGGUUUUGAAAAAUUGGUCCUGAACUAUCUGCAGCAACCAGCAAUUAUUGACAGAGAAAUGGGGGUGCAUCUAAAUGAACUUUCACAACAGCUGAAAGCUCCCAUAGAGAAGAUAAAGGAUGCUAUUGAGUUUCUUGAAAGGGAAGGUUUGGUGUACUCCUCCAUUGAUGAUUAUCACUACAAGGCAGUAGAAGGUUGCUAAAUUUGGAGCCUAGUUUUAGCCCGGUAUGGAAUUGGCAUUUCGGGUCUGUAAUGACUGAAUGAAGAUGUAUGUUGCUUGCAUCCCUGGAUCUUUAUGAUAAGAGCAUACAUGUAUGUG